CCGCCGGAUGAGACGGUGACCUCUCGCUCGCUGCUGGCACGGACUGACGGGCGCGGCUGGGGGAGGGAACCGAGGAGAAGGGCAGGCAGGCAGCAACUGAAAGGUCCUCAAAAGCUCUGCGCUGCGCUGCAGUCCGCAGCUUUCUCGGGCCAAAGAAAAGCCGAAACAAGCAAGCUACUCGAGGAGAGAGACAAGGCAUCGGAGAUGGCGAAGGCGAGAAGGUGAGCAAGCCGCUGUCGCUGGUGAGAGCGUGCUCGCGGCAGCACGGUAUGGGCUCGAAGCGUAGGGAGCAGCAGCGGCAGUAGCGACCACUUCUCGGUCCUCGCAUGCUCCUCUCCUCGUCUCUGUAGUUAAGGCUCGGUUUCGUGGCGUUCGCUUGCAACCUAGUAUUGCUGCAGUGUCACCUGCGUGCCUUUGUGGCUGCUGCCCUGGUGUGCUCUGCCGGUGCCAUGACGGAUGGGCGCGAUCAGCUGCAGCAGCUGGAUUUGAUCAUGCGCCACCAGAGCAUGGCUAACAUCUGCGAGAGCGAGCAUGCGCUGGGGUCAUCGGAGUCGGAGCCCGCAAGGCCGGCGCGGCCGCGCGGCAAGAGGAGCCGCGCCGCCGAGGUGCACAACCUGUCGGAGAAGGUGGAGGAGGAGGAGCAGGAUCAACGAGAAGAUGAAGGCGCUGCAGAACCUCAUACCCAACUCUAGCAAGACGGACAAGGCCUCCAUGCUUGAUGAUGCCAUUGAAUACCUGAAGCAGCUUCAGCUCCAAGUGCAGAUGUUGUCUAUGAGGAAUGGCCUCUAUCUGCCCCCAGCGAACUUAUCUGGAGCACCUGAGCCUCUGGCACCUUCAGAAAUGUGUGCCACACAACUUCAAAGUGGUGUCAAGGCAUCAAAUUCUGGGGUUGUUCUGCUGCCGGCGAACCAAAUUUCUGCAGCUCAUCAUUCAUUUGAUCCACCAAAUCAUGACCAAAGGCAAAAUAAACCACUUUUCUUACCAAGUGUUCCUAAUGCAACCACUGUAGAGCCUCAGUUUCUUCAAGAGUCAUCACAGUCCAACCUUCAAUCCUCUCAGUCGACUUUACCCCCUGAGAUGAUCUUCCAGCAGGAUAUGAUGUUAAACCAUCGCCUAACUUCAGCUCAAGAAACCCCAUCUGUGCCAGGGUAUAAGGUGAAGUCUGUUAGACAGGAAACGUCCAUAGUGAAUGCUGAUCAUUUUGAUAGAAUAUCGCUCAGGAAAGAACAAUCACAAGACAUGCCAAAAAACACUGAAAGUGUACUAUCUAUGCCGUACUUGCAUUGCUUGCAAAGUGGUGACCGUGAAGCAGGCCUGAGGGCAGGAUCAAAGUUACUUCCAUGAACAAAUUGACAGCCGGGAUUUCUGAAUGAUUUGUCCAUUGGAAUGCUUCAUUUGGCAGGAUAAAACAAGGCUGCAAUACUAGAAGAAAGUACCUGUAAUAAUCAGAUGCACAUUGUCUAAAAAUUAGCAGCUAAUUUAGACUCUACUCUGACUUGAAACUGGUCUGUAAAGCAGCUGCCCAAUCUAUCUGCUGCCGGCAACAGCAAAUAUAUCCGCUGUUGAGAGAAUGGGUGUGAUCGUGUAUAUAAACUAUUGGGGCUAUACGGCGACACAAUGCUUGUCCUACAUUGUAAGUCGUAAUGCCGCCGGCACUGUCACUGAUGUAACAGCUAAUUUAGACUACUCUGACUUGAAA
Messenger RNA from Phragmites australis (common reed), 1699 nucleotides. Its product is annotated as transcription factor PHYTOCHROME INTERACTING FACTOR-LIKE 15-like. Gene Ontology annotation, molecular function: protein dimerization activity. Gene Ontology annotation, cellular component: nucleus. The record is from RefSeq and is a predicted model, not a curated record. The transcript is spliced from 8 exons. The coding region runs from base 532 to 1344 and encodes 270 amino acids. Lineage: Eukaryota; Viridiplantae; Streptophyta; Magnoliopsida; Poales; Poaceae.